AUGCGCUUCAUGCUGCUGUUCAGCCCAGGGAAGCUGCGCCUCCAGAAAUGGUACCUGGCCACCCCCGAUAAGGACAAGAAGAAGAUGGUCCGGGAGCUCAUGCAGGUGGUUUUGGCCCGAAAACCCAAAAUGUGCGGUUUUUUGGAGUGGAGGGACCUCAAAGUCGUCUACAAAAGGUACGCCAGCCUGUACUUCUGCUGUGCCAUCGAGGGCCAGGACAACGAGCUCAUCACGCUGGAGCUGAUCCACCGCUACGUCGAGCUGCUCGACAAGUAUUUCGGCAGCGUAUGCGAGCUGGACAUCAUCUUCAACUUCGAGAAGGCCUAUUUCAUCCUGGACGAGUUCGAUGGGGGCGAGAUCCAGGACACCUCCAAAAAGAGCGUCCUCAAGGCCAUCGAGCAGGCGGACCUGCUGCAGGAGGAGGACGAAUCCCCCCGCAGCGUCCUGGAGGAAAUGGGGCUGGCGUAGCCCCCCCCCCCAUAAUUUGGGGGGGGGACCCCAUGACACCCCCACUUUAAAGGGUCCCCCCCCCCCCCAACCACACGGGACCAAUCGCACCCUGGAGACAACGGGGGGGGGGGGCGGGGCACAACACCCCCCCCCCCAAACUGUAAAUAUAUAGAUAUACAUAUAUGGGGGGGGGGGGGUCCCCAAUUUUGGAGGGGGGGGAACUCCAUAGUGUCCCUGUGCCCCCCCCACCAUGACUUUGGGACAUCAUUGUCUCCCAUUUGGGGGAGGGGGGUAAAAGUGGGUGCCCCCCCCCUUCCCAAAUGACGCAUCUUUUGGGGGUGGGGGUGAGUUUUGGGGGGGGUGUCCCCCCCAUUUUUGUGCCCCCCACCCCCUCAUUAUGGGACCAUGUGCCCCCCCCCCAUUUUGAAAUAAAGCCUGUGGAGACUCA
Molecule: messenger RNA, 898 nt
Organism: Columba livia (rock pigeon)
Lineage: Eukaryota; Metazoa; Chordata; Aves; Columbiformes; Columbidae
Product: AP-1 complex subunit sigma-1A
Biological process (GO): vesicle-mediated transport; intracellular protein transport
Cellular component (GO): membrane coat; AP-1 adaptor complex; intracellular membrane-bounded organelle
Molecular function (GO): clathrin-cargo adaptor activity
Source: RefSeq, a predicted model, not a curated record